UUAUUUUAUAUUUUAUUUCAAUAACUCAACUAUUUACUACACUUGAAGGGGAUGAGGUUAUUGUGUGUCAGAGGGAUGAUAACGACCUUGAAGAAUCUACUCUAUUCGAUGGUAUAUUCUGAUUGUUGGUACUCAACAACUUGGACUACUUGGGCGUUGUCAAUAUAACCACGACUAAUCAUCUCUCUUCAUAUUCCAUUAGUCAAAGGUAAUACUUGAGGCAUCGCGCCAAUCAUAUACGCAUGCGUCAUUUACAAGGGGUGGCGUUACCAUCCUCUAAAAAGCAAACCCCUGUGAUAUCACGAUGGCUCGUUUUGGUCUUCCAAAGUUUUGUCAGCCAGUGCCCGCGCGUCUUUCGCGAUUGUUGGACCGCGCAUUUUAUUUAUUGUCAAGUGUUAUUUCAAUGUCACACAAUAAUUUUCAUCUUCGUAUUAUUAAAUAGACCAAAAAAAUUUUAAUAUAAUUGUUAUAAUUAGUAUAGUGUAAAAUUAUAUUUAUAUAUAAAAAAAAAUUGUAUAAAAAUCAAUUAAAAAUGACAGUCGUACAAAAAAAAAAUUGAUUAUUUUAAUAGUGAAUCGUCAAGUGAUUAUAUUUACAAAAUAAAAAAAAAUAUAUAUAGUUGGAAUAAGUUGUUAUAUUUGUUGAGAUGUAAGUGAUUUUUUUUUAAAUGAAUAUCAUUAGGUGUAUUGUAAUGGUAUAUAAAAUUUUUGGUGUUAAAUUGUUCUAUGAAAAAUGUGUAAAACAUUUAUAUAAAUUAUUAUAUAAAUGAAAAAAAAAUAAUAAAAUUUAAAAAUGAUAUACGUGAGGUUACACAGCCAAUUAUAAAAAUUGACAUAUCAAAAUAAAACUGUCAUUUUUUUUUAACAUAUUUAAAUAUUUAAAUGAUGAUGGUAUAUAAAAGUGGGUGUAAUUUUUUUUUUACGUGUUUAUUUUACAUAAAAUGUUUGAAGUGAAAUUUAAAAAUUUCUGUUUACUGUAAAGUGACAGAACUAUUUGACAGUUACAUCCAACUGGGAAUAUAAAUAUUGGAAAUGAAAUUUUUGAUAUUUUGAACAGUUUUGUGAAUACAGUAGUUACAAAGUUAAAAACGUUUAUCGAAAAGUUAUUUAAAGUUGGUAAAUAAAAAAAAAAAAAAAUCUAUUACACUGGUAAGCAAUGAUUUUCAAAAUCCAAUAAGCAUUUCAAGUUAAAGAAGAUGCUCACUGCAAUAAUCACAUUUAAAUGUUGAUAAAAAAAAAAUUCUCAAUGAUUCUCAAAGGAAUACUUUAUAACCAAGAAUCACUGACAUUACAAGAAAAGUUUUUUUAUUAUUAAGAAAUAAAAAAAGAAAAAAAAAAUGACAAUAAAAAAGUUCGAUAUAAUUAUCAGUUGGUAAAAUUAAAAAUAAUAAUAUUAAAAAAAAUUAAAUUACAAAAGAAAUAAGUGAAAUAUAAAGAAUAAAUUUUAUAAAAAAAAAAAAAAAAUAAAACAAUUAAUUUAUUUUUAAUUACAAAUGUGUAUUGUUGUUGUUUUUUUUUUUUUUUUAUUUUAUUAAAGUGUUCAAGUGUUAAAGUGAUUGUAGAAUAUUAUAAAUAAUGAAUUAAAAAAAUAUCAAAUUAAUUGAUGACGACGUAUCAAUAGAUAAGGAGUUGACUUUGUUACUUCAAAGGAUGCACUUGUGGAUACAGACAAAAUGCUGACGAUGACAAUAGUUGACAAGUACUAUUAAGGAUUUCCAGUAAUUUUCACUUUGAAAGCCAAAUGGAAUGCAACAUAAAAGCAGAAAAAAUGUUAACAAUAUUGGGCUACUGUUAAAAUUCUACACUCGUCGAAAAAGCAACAAUGUUUCAUUGACAAAAAAAAAAAAUAAAUAAUUUAACAGAGUCGAAUGAAGUGAACUAAACAAACACACGGAAUUCACUAUGGCACUUUUAUAUGCUGUUAUUGUAAUCCUCGUUACAACAGCAAUGUCAUUGCCACCGGUAAUACGAAUUGGCGCCAUAUUCACUGAGGAUCAGAAGGAUAGUCCAUCAGAGUUGGCAUUCAAGUAUGCUGUUUACAGAAUCAACAAGGAUAAAAGUCUUUUGCCAAAUACUACUCUCGUUUAUGAUAUUCAAUACGUGCCAAAAGACGACUCAUUUAGAACAUCAAAAAAAGCAUGUAAACAGCUUUCAAGAUCAGUACAAGGAAUAUUUGGACCUUCAGAUCCACUUUUAGGUGCUCAUAUUCAAAGUAUAUGUGAAGCCCUUGAUGUACCACAUCUUGAAGCAAGAAUGGACUUUGAAUCAACUUUCAAAGAAUUUAGUAUUAAUCUUUAUCCAUCUCAGGAUCAUAUGAAUAAAGCAUUUAAAGAUCUCAUGUCAUUUCUCAAUUGGACAAGAGUUGCAAUAAUAUAUGAAGAAAAUUUUGGUUUAUUCAAAUUGCAAGAUCUCGUUAAAUCACCACCAACACCAAGAACUGAGUUGUAUAUACGCCAAGCUGGUCCUGGCUCAUACAGACAAGUACUCAAAGAAAUAAGACAAAAAGAAAUUUAUAAACUCAUCGUUGAUACUGAUCCAGCACAUAUGCAAAAAUUUUUUCGAGCAAUCCUUCAAUUGCAAAUGAAUGAUCAUCGAUACCACUACAUGUUCACUACAUUUGAUAUUGAAACAUUUGAUCUUGAAGAUUUUAAAUACAACAGUGUUAACAUGACAGCAUUUCGUCUGGUAGAUCUUGAAGAGCCAAAAGUUGCUGAUGUAUUACGACAAAUGGAACGAUUUCAACCAAUUGGACAUGCAAUAUUAAAUCGUACUGGUGUUAUUCAGGCAGAACCAGCUCUUGUUUAUGACAGUGUACAAGUAUUUGCCCAUGGAUUAGCAUCAUUAGAUCGUAGUCAUACUUUACGACCAGUUAAUUUAUCAUGCGACAAAGAAGAACCAUGGGAUGAUGGACCAUCACUCUACAAUUACAUAAAUGCAGCAGGACUGCAUGGACUAACUGGUCAUAUAGAAUUCAACGAGGGAAAAAGAAAUAACUUUAAAUUGGAUUUAUUAAAGUUGAAAAAAGAAGAAUUAGUAAAAGUUGGUGAAUGGCGACCUGGACAUGGUGUUAAUGUUACUGAUGUUGGUGCAUUUUAUGAAACAAAUUCAAAUAAUAUUACACUUGUUGUUAUGACACGUGAAGAAAGACCCUACGUUAUGGUAAAAGAAGACAAAAAUUUAACUGGCAAUGCAAGGUUUGAAGGUUUUUGUAUUGACUUGUUAAAAUGGAUUGCUGCUCAAGUGGGAUUUCAAUAUGCAAUACGACUUGUACCUGAUCAUAUGUAUGGUGUUUAUGAUCCUGAAACAAAAGAAUAUAAUGGCAUUGUACGUGAAUUAAUGGAAAAGCGUGCAGAUUUAGCUGUUGCAUCAAUGACAAUAAAUUAUGCACGUGAAAGUGUCAUUGAUUUUACAAAACCAUUUAUGAAUCUUGGUAUUGGAAUAUUAUUUAAGGUACCAUCAAGUCAACCAACAAGAUUAUUUUCAUUUAUGAAUCCAUUAGCAGUGGAAAUAUGGCUAUAUGUUUUGGCAGCUUAUAUACUUGUGAGUUUUACAUUAUUCGUAAUGGCUCGUUUUAGUCCAUAUGAAUGGAAUAAUCCUCAUCCAUGUUUAGCCGAAAGUGAUGUUGUUGAAAAUCAAUUUAGUGUCAGUAACAGCUUCUGGUUCAUCACUGGUACAUUUUUAAGACAAGGAAGUGGUUUAAAUCCCAAGGUAUCAAGACGCGCACCCUCCCGACUCUUCUCAUUCAUGAAUCCCUUUGCCGUGGAAAUAUGGCUGUCAAUGCUGGGUGCAUAUGCAAUGGUAUCAUUGACUAUUUGGAUAGUUGCUAGACUAUCACCAUAUGAAUGGGUUGAACCAGCACCUUGUCCAAGCUGCAAGUGUGCUCUACAGGGUGGUCAUGUGAGUGCAUUGGAGCCAGAGAGUGAUGACAUCCCUCUACCAAGAACAAUCAAUGACUUCAGUUUGGCCAACAGCUUUUGGUUUGCAGUUGGUACACUUAUGCAACAAGGCAGUGAUCUCAAUCCCAAGGCAACCAGUACGAGAAUUGUUGGUGGAAUAUGGUGGUUCUUCACAUUGAUUAUAAUAUCAUCAUAUACUGCAAAUCUUGCUGCAUUUUUAACUGUUGAAAGAAUGAUAACACCAAUUGAAAGUGCUGCUGAUUUAGCUGAACAAACUGAAAUAUCAUAUGGUACACUUGAAGGUGGAAGUACCAUGACAUUUUUUAGGGAUUCAAAAAUUGGUAUUUAUCAAAAAAUGUGGCGUUUUAUGGAUGCAAAAAGAUCAUCAGUAUUUGUAUCGACAUAUGAAGAAGGAGUUAAAAGAGUACUGGAAGGUGAUUAUGCAUUUUUGAUGGAAUCUACAAUGCUUGAUUAUGCUGUACAAAGAGAUUGUAAUUUAACGCAAAUUGGUGGAUUACUUGAUAGUAAAGGAUAUGGAAUUGCAACACCAAAAGGCUCACCUUGGAGAGAUAAAAUAUCUCUGGCAAUUCUUGAACUUCAAGAGAAGGGUGUUAUACAAAUUCUUUAUGAUAAAUGGUGGAAAAAUACUGGGGAUGUUUGUAAUAGAGAUGAAAAAAGUAAAGAGAGCAAAGCAAAUGCACUUGGAGUUGAAAAUAUUGGUGGUGUAUUCGUGGUGCUUCUGUGUGGACUUGCAUUUGCAAUUCUCGUAGCAAUACUUGAAUUUUGCUGGAAUUCUAAAAAAAAUGUACAAUCUGAUCGGUCUUUAUGUGCGGAAAUGGCAUCAGAAUUACGUUUUGCAUUACGUUGUGGUUCACGUCAACGACCAGCAAUUAAAAAUCGUAACAAUCAAAAUGUUUGUGUCACAUCAUCAUUGGUAACAUGUCGACAAUGUAGUCCACCAUCAACAGCAUCAGUUGGAAGAUUACGUACACGCUACAGUCAUGAUGAAACAACAUAUUUACCAAGCAUUGAGAUGAAUCAAUUAAACGCAGGAAACUGGUGUCCUACCAAUGACGGAACUGAAGAAAUCAUUGAACUUCGAACAAGUGGGGACAUGCCAUGGCGGGAACACCUAGCACAGGCUACAUCAACACCAGCAUCAUCAGCAAUUACAACAGCAUCAACAACACCAACAACAGCAACAGCAACAUUUACAACAACACCCACCCCCACCCCCAUCAGUAUGCCAUGCCAGUCUAACACACGUUCGUCAUUGUCAUUGUCACUCCCACUUACACAAUCACAAUCACAGUCAUUUACACAAACAUCAACAUCUAUCAUUGAAACAAAAAAAAACCGCACCAGGCAUCAGUCUAGCUCAAGGAGGUGACCACCCUGAAAGCAUAUUAUGGAGAUUCGAUUGCGAUCUUGCGGGUGAACCUGAUGUAAUAUCACCACCACCACCUCCUCCACCUCCACCACCACCACCAUCAUCAUCAU
Molecule: messenger RNA, 5395 nt
Organism: Aphidius gifuensis
Lineage: Eukaryota; Metazoa; Arthropoda; Insecta; Hymenoptera; Braconidae
Product: glutamate receptor ionotropic, kainate 2
Exons: 23
Coding region: 1902-5285 (1127 amino acids)
Biological process (GO): monoatomic ion transport
Cellular component (GO): plasma membrane; postsynaptic membrane
Molecular function (GO): glutamate-gated receptor activity
Source: RefSeq, a predicted model, not a curated record